Molecule: messenger RNA, 525 nt
Organism: Aureococcus anophagefferens
Lineage: Eukaryota; Pelagophyceae; Pelagomonadales; Pelagomonadaceae
Exons: 2
Coding region: 1-525 (174 amino acids)
Biological process (GO): protein peptidyl-prolyl isomerization
Molecular function (GO): peptidyl-prolyl cis-trans isomerase activity
Source: RefSeq, a predicted model, not a curated record
AUGGCCGCGAACUUCACGUGCUUCUUCGACGUAAGCGUCGGCGGCGAACACGCGGGCCGCGUCGAGAUGGGCCUCUUCGGCGACGACGUGCCCGAGACGGCGGCGAACUUCGCGGCCCUCUGCCGCGGCGUCGAGAUCGACGGGACGACGUACAGCUACGCGGGCGAGCACAACGCGUUCCACCGCGUCAUCCCGGGCUUCAUGGCCCAGGGCGGCGACGUCACGGCCGGCGACGGCACGGGCGGCACGUCCAUCUUCGGCGGCGCCCCCUUCGCCGACGAGGCCUUCCCCUUCCGCCACAAGGGCGGCGACGGCGGCCUCCUCUCCAUGGCCAACUCGGGGCCCGACUCGAACAAGUCGCAGUUCUUCAUCACCUUCGCCGACUGCACCUGGCUCGACGGCAAGCACGUCGUCUUCGGCCGCGUGACGGCGGGCAUGGACGUCGUCCGCAAACUCGAGGCCGCCGGCUCGCCCGGGGGCGACACGGCCGAGGACUGCCGCAUCACGGCCUGCGGCGUGUUGUGA